AUGGGGGAUGGCUCGGCGGGUGCCCCUGCAGAGUCCCCCCCGGCCCAGCACGGCUCCCUCCCACCCACGCAGCACAUCCACGGGCAGUUGCUGAAGAUCAACACCUCCGGCACGGCCACCCCUGCGGGGGCACCCCCGGGCAGCGACGUCCCCCCCAGCCCCUGUGUUGACCCCCACAACCAAGACCUGGGGGACCCUGCAGAAGACCUUGAAGUGUCUGAGGAGAUGCUUCUGCAGGAGGCCCUCAGACUCUUCGGUUGUUCCUUGGACGUGGUGGGGGACAGCCAGGGCGGUCCCAGCAGCAGCCCUGUGCCUGGCCACCCCAGUGGCACCAGCGGAGAGAGGACAGGGGUGGCCCCAGCCUGCCCAGUGCUGCCGACAUCCAUCCCCGGCUACCAGCACAUGCAGGGGCAGUCGGCAAAGAUCAACACCUCCGGCACGGCCACCCCUGCAGGGGCACCCCCGGCCAGUGACAUCCCACCGGGCAGCGACGUUGCCCCCAGCCCCUCCGCUGCCCCCCACAGCCAAGCCCUGGGGGACACUGCAGGUGACCUUGCCGUGUCCGAGGAGAUGCUUCUUGAAGAGGCCCUCAGACUCUUCGGUUGCUCCCCGGACACGGUGGGGGCCAGCCAGGGUGGUCCCAGCAGCAGCCCCGUGCCUGGCCACCCCAGUGGCACCAGCAGAGAGGGGACAGGGGUGGCCCCAGCCUGCCCAGUGCUGCCGACAUCCAUCUCCGGCUACGAGGACAUCGAGGGGCAGUCGGUGAUCAACACCUCCAGCACGGCCACCCCUGCAGGGGCACCCCCAGGCUGCGACAUCCCCUCAGGCAGCGACGUCCCCCCCAGCCCUUCCGCUGCCCCUCACACCAAAUCCCCUGGGGAUGUUGCAGGUGCCCUUGCGGUGCCUGACGGGGUGCUUUUUGAAGAGGCCCUCAGGCUCCUUGGGUGCUCCCUGGACAUGGUGGGGGCCAGCCAGGACGGUCCCAGCAGCAGCCCCGUGCCUGGGGACACUGGUGGCACCCCCAACUGGGACUUCAGCCCCUCGUUGCUGCCUGAGGAGCUGCUCACCCUUGACUCCUGCAUCCCCGAGCUCAGCGACACCACGCUGAGCCUGGAAAUAUUCCACGGCAUCGGGAUGGAGCCCCAGGAGCCACGGGAGGAUGCGGGCAUGGACCUGCCACCAUCCCCGUCUGCCGUGGCAGAGGAGCGGAGGAAGAGGCAGGCGCAGAGCUCCUUGCCAAUGCCACCCAGCAAGCGCAGGGCUCUGGCAGACAACAUGGGGGUGUGAGGGGGGGAACCGCUCCGUGCCUGUGUGGGACGGGGAGGGAGCGCGGGGGGCACCGGGAAACGGCACCCAAGAGGUGCAAAAGCCCCACUGAGCCCCAGAUCCGAGCCGGCGAGCCCCGAGGGGAACCCAGCCACCCCCAGGCCCGAGUCACCACCAGCGGGGCAGGCGAUGGUGGGGGGGGACGGGAACGGGAACGGGAACGACUGCCCUGUCCCCUUCCCCAGGGGAAGCAGCCCUUUGGUGGGGAAGCCAGGACAGACAGGUCCCUGCAGCACUCACGGACACGGCCCCACGCAGAAAGCAGCACGCAGCCCCUGGGGCAAGGACAGACCUUGGGGGCCGGGGGGGGACACGGACACACACGACAACAAGGGCUGCAAGGCCUUCGUCUUGAACCCCACCAGCGUCCCCUCCAGCGGGGACAGGGCUCGCUGCAAAGCCCUUCAAAGCCUCAAGACAAUCACACCCUUCCUCGCGUCCCACCGCGCUCAGCCCCGCAGCCCAGCUUUGCCUCACCGACACAGCAAAAUAACCCCAAAUCACCCCAAGAAUGGCGAGGGAGGGAGCUGCGGGCCAGGCAGGGGCCCUCCGCCCCUUCUCUGGCUGCACCUCGGGCAGCCGCAAGACCAAGAAGGGGGGAAAAAAAUGAAUAUAUAA
Messenger RNA from Harpia harpyja (harpy eagle), 1944 nucleotides. RefSeq names its product nascent polypeptide-associated complex subunit alpha, muscle-specific form-like. Lineage: Eukaryota; Metazoa; Chordata; Aves; Accipitriformes; Accipitridae. The transcript has 3 exons. The record is from RefSeq and is a predicted model, not a curated record.